Molecule: messenger RNA, 1903 nt
Organism: Cucurbitaria berberidis CBS 394.84
Lineage: Eukaryota; Fungi; Ascomycota; Dothideomycetes; Pleosporales; Cucurbitariaceae
Product: MFS general substrate transporter
Exons: 5
Coding region: 176-1771 (531 amino acids)
Biological process (GO): transmembrane transport
Cellular component (GO): membrane
Molecular function (GO): transmembrane transporter activity
Source: RefSeq, a predicted model, not a curated record
GGCGAUGAUACCGCGUCGAAACGAUCACUUCCUGUCGGUAUGGAGAACCCGGGGAAGCUGGUUGCAUGCGAUGGAUACUUAAGCAAGCGCGGGUGCGCAUGCUACUGUCUUUACCCUGCAUAGCAGCUUACGCCCACUUCUGCGACAUUUUCGGUGGUUUUCGACAUCAUUCAAUAUGCCGCCCAUCCAGGAUGAGAUACAGGUCGCACCCACCGAUAAUGCGCGGAAUCCUGUUGUUGUGGUUAAUGGUAAAGAGGUCGUCGUGAGCUCCGCCACCGAGAAGCCCAAACGGUCUCUCUGGACAGCCUGGAUGUAUAUGUUCGAUUGGUACCCCAGUCACUACUCGCCAGAGGAGAAGAAGCUGGUGCGCAAACUCGACUGCAUCCUGCUCACCCUCUGCUGCCUUUGCUUUUACAUCAAGUGGCUCGACCAGAACGCUCUGACCACAGCCUACUGGUCUGGCAUGCGAGAAGAACUGAAGAUCAAGGGCAACGAAUACUCCCUUUUUGGUACCUUCUACAAUAUUGGUUUCCGGUACCUCAUCUUUGAGAUCCCCAGCAUGAUGAUCAUCUCCCGCCCUAAGCUCGCGCGCUACUACGUCCCCACCAUGGAGGUUCUCUGGUCCAUUUUGACUUUCACACAAUCUCGACUUAGUAGUGUCUCACAGAUCUAUGGUCUCCGCUUUCUGCUCGGCGUUCUGGAAACUCCAGCCUCUACCGGUUCCAUCUAUAUCCUGACGUCCUGGUAUCGUGCCGACGAAAUUUUCAAGCGAGCUGGUGUCUGGUACGUCUCCAGCAAUGCUGGUGCCAUGUUUAGUGGCUAUCUACAAGCGGCAGCUCAUAAGGGCUUGAAUGGCGUCCACGGCAUGUCUGGCUGGAGGUGGUUGUUCAUCAUAGAUGGAUCAAUCAGCCUGCCUAUUGGGAUCGCUGGCUACUUUCUCUACCCUGGUCUACCCACUAGCCCCAGAGUCUGGUGGCUGACAGAAGACGAGCGCAAGCUUGCCGUUGCUCGCAUGCAGAGCCAGGGAACCAAGCAGAGUGGUAAGAUUGGGAAGCGCAUGCUCAAGCGCGUGUUCACGCAUUGGCAUUUUUACAUCGCGGUUUUGAUCUACGUCUUCUUCCAAUGCACUUCAUAUAUUUCGGGGCAAAUGCAGGCCUGGCUCAAGAGGGAGGCGGAUUUACACGGCACCUACAGUAUUGAGGAAAUCAACCUCAUCCCAACAGGUGUUCAGGGCCUGGCCAUCGUUUUUGGUAUCUUGAUUACCAGCCUGGUCAUGAUCUAUCCGAUGUGGAUCGUGUUCUCCUGCGUUACUGCGGUACUGUUGUUCGCAAACGUGUGCUUGCGGGUGUGGUACAUACCGCUUAGUUUACACUUUCUCUGUUACUACCUCCUCGGCCUGACAUCUUGUGUUACACCUAUUCUCUUUCCCUGGGUGAACAUUAUGAUGAAAGACGACAACGAAGCACGCUCAUUCACUACCGGCGCUAUGAUGACCAUUGGCUGGGCCUUCUUCAGCUUUUACCCCAUCACGGUUUUUCCCAUUCUUGAAGCCCCCCGGUGGACAAAAGGCUAUACAGUAAAUAUCGUUUUCAUUCUCUGCUACUGGAUUUUGUUCAUGGUUGGGCAGUACCUGUGGCGAAGGGAAGAGAAGAUGAAGAAGUUUGAUAUCAAUGCAAGUAUGGACGAGGAUGAGCUGCAGAAGGCGGAUGCUGUGCAUGUGGAGGUCAUGAAUGAGAAAGAGGCGCGGGAGGCGAAGCAGGCGAGGGUUUGAGUGUUGCACCUGGUAGCUUAAUUAAUUUCCGAGGUACUAGGGCAAAGACUAGGCUUGAGUGAGAGCAAUAGACUGCAGGUUACUUUGUUAGUUGGAAAACUCCACUUGUAGUGCAUUGAAACUAGAAACGCU